AUGGGGAGCAGUAGCUGUGAUGCCUCCGGGCAGAAGGCUAGUGGGGUCGCUCAGGUCAAGACGAUCUUCCUCGGGGACGAAGCGAAGAGCAAGGAGGAACGAAGACUGGUGCAGAAGUUGGACUGGGUCAUCUUGACAUACUGCUGCCUCAGUUCCUUCUUCAACUAUCUCGACCGCUCCGCCUUCGCCAACGCCUACGUUGCCGGUCUCAGGGAGGAUUUGAACUUGAAAGGAGCCGACUAUAACACCGGCUCCGUCAUUGGUCAGAUUCCACACGGCAUUAUCAUCCAGAAGUUUCCCCCGCGGAUAUGGCUACCCUCUAUGGUCAUUGUCUGGUCCGCCCUCACCAUGUCCUGCGCUGCCUGCAAGACCUACGAGCAGCUCUGCGUCGUGCGCUUCUUCCAGGGCUUCGCAGAGGCCAGCACCUACUGUGGUACCAUCUACAUCAUCGGGUCGUGGUAUAAGCCUCGCGAGAUCGCCAAGCGCACAGCUAUCUUCACGGCCUCGGGACAGGCGGGAACGAUGUUCGCGGGCAUCAUGAUGACGGCCAUAUACACGGGCAUACAGGACCACAGCGGCCUCAAGGGGUGGCAAUGGCUCUUUCUCGUCAACGGGAUCAUCACCAUCCCCAUCGCCAUCGUGGGCUUCUUCUUCUUCCCGGACACGCCCGAGACGACGCAGGCGAGGUGGCUCAGCGCCGGGGAGCGCGAGCUGGCGCUGCAGCGGCUCCCUCCCAAGAGCAAGGACGGCCACAACAUCGACCCCUGGUCGCUGGCGAAGCGCGUCUUCGCCAGCCCGGCGCUGUACAUCCUGUGCCUGUGGGCCGUCAUCACGGGCGCGCUCGAGGCGUACGUCGUGCAGAGCCUGUUCCUGCUGUGGAUGAAGUUCCACUCGGACGUCUUCACCCAGGCCCAGAUCAACACAUACCCGCUCGGCGUGCAGGCCGUGGGGAUCGUCUCCAACUUCCUCGCCGCCGUGCAUGUCGACGCCACCGGCACGAGGGUGCCGAUGGGGGUCCUGGCCUGCCUGCUGCAGCUCGUCGCGGCCGUCAUGCUGAUGGUGCCGACGCUGCCGUUCGCGGGCACCUUCUUCGCGUACUACCUAUCUGGUACGAGCUAUAUGGUCAACCCGGUGUCCUACGGCUGGGCGAGUAUCAUCACCCAACGUGGCGGAGAUGAUGCCGCGCGGUCUGUCAUCUUGUAUGCUAUGAAUGCGUGUUCUACCUGCUUGUACACGUUCUGGGGCAUCGCUCUGUACCCCGCCUCGGAUGCGCCAUACUGGAAAAAGGGGAAUAUUGCUAUGAUAAUCGUGGUUGUUGUCAUGUUGGGAGGGCUGUUUGCAGUGAAUUGGCUCGACAAGCACACGUUGCGCAAAUUCCCGUACGGCGACACGGCUGUGCGAGACAUUGUGGGAGUCGGCGACAGCGAGGUGGUGGUUGCUCCACAAGCGGGCGCCGAAAGCGAAGAGGAUGGAGAGAAAAGGGUAAAAGACAGCUGUUGA
Molecule: messenger RNA, 1500 nt
Organism: Diaporthe citri
Lineage: Eukaryota; Fungi; Ascomycota; Sordariomycetes; Diaporthales; Diaporthaceae
Exons: 5
Coding region: 1-1500 (499 amino acids)
Biological process (GO): pantothenate import across plasma membrane
Cellular component (GO): plasma membrane
Molecular function (GO): pantothenate transmembrane transporter activity
Source: RefSeq, a predicted model, not a curated record